CACCGCCGGUUCGAAAGAGGAGAUUUUUGGCGCGAAAGGGAAUAUCUGUGGAGAUGAAGGAACACGACCUGGAGCUUGAGAAGGCUCGCCUUCUCAGCUUAGCUUCCGAUUUCGGAUUCGAUGAAGAUUCUUCAAAGCAAUGCUUGGAUCGUUUGAUUCGUCUCUACGGAGAUGAUGGCAGAGACUUUAUUACCGUGGAGUAUUGCGGUGAUGAUUAUCUUGCAGCACUGGCAGACUCUAUGCCUGCUGAUGAGGACUGGGAUGAUUUGCAAGCGAUGGAAACCGAAGCUUGUGGAGCAUUAAAUAAAAUAUUGGUUAACGAAGUUCCGGACGAUUCUGAAGCAGAAAAUGAGGAUACAUUGGUAAAGAAUUUCAAUGGUAAGAAAGCUUCAGUCGAAACUCACAUUGAGGAGAGUCUCGAGACGCUGGAUUCUUCUAGUGAUGAUGAGGACCCAGAUUUUGAGAUCUUGAACCAAUGUGAUAGAAACCGUGCCCCCACUCAGAAGUCAGAUAAACAUCCUUCAAACUCCUGUGUGAGUGAUUCUUAUGGGAAAAUGUUUAGCAACAUUACACAUGAAUCUGUACCAUCAUUUUCCAGCAGACAGACAUGCACCAGCUCAUUAAAUGAUGACUCUGGAAUUCUAGGAUAUGAGCAGUUGCAGGCUUUGGAUGAUAUUGAAUUGGCAAAUGUUGUAAUAUUUGGUAACAAAACAUUUCGGCCUCUGCAACAUCAGGCUUGUAAAGCAGCCAUGUCAAAGAGAGAUUGCUUUAUUCUUAUGCCUACUGGUGGCGGUAAAAGUCUGUGUUACCAGCUCCCUGCAACUCUCCAUCCAGGCGUGACUGUUGUUGUGUCCCCUCUGCUGUCACUCAUUCAAGAUCAGAUUGUCACAUUGAACCUCAAGUUUGGAAUACCAGCAACGUUUUUGAAUUCUCAACAAACUCCCUCCCAAGCAUCAGCAGUCAUCCGAGAGCUGAGGAAAAAUAAACCCUCGUGCAAGCUCCUGUAUGUCACCCCAGAAAGGGUUGCUGGAAAUCAAUCAUUCAUGGAGAUAUUAAGAUGCCUGCACCAAAAGGGACAACUAGCAGGAUUUGUCAUUGAUGAAGCACAUUGUGUAAGCCAAUGGGGCCACGAUUUUCGUCCGGACUAUAGAGGACUAGGAUGCCUUAAGCAGAGCUUUGCAGAAGUCCCUGUGAUGGCAUUAACCGCCACUGCAACUCAGCCCGUUCGGAAGGACAUUCUAAAUGCCUUGAGGAUUCCCCAUGCUCUAGUUCUUGAAACCAGCUUUGAUAGACCAAACCUCAAGUACGAAGUAGUUGGUAAAAUCAAGGACUCAUUAAAGCAGCUCGGGCAACUGCUGAAAGAUCGAUUUCAUAACAUGUGCGGAAUCGUUUACUGUCUUUCAAAAAGUGAGUGUGUGGAGGUCUCUGCGUAUUUGAAUAAUAAGUGUAAGGUAAAAACAGUCUAUUACCAUGCUGGUUUAGCGGCUCGACAGAGGGUUGCCGUUCAAAAGAAAUGGCAUACGGGAGAGGUGCAUGUUGUAUGUGCUACCAUUGCUUUCGGAAUGGGCAUAGACAAGCCUGAUGUUCGUUUUGUAGUCCACAAUACAUUGUCUAAAUCGAUUGAAAGUUACUACCAAGAAUCAGGGAGGGCUGGAAGAGACAAUCUUCCUGCAGUAUGCAUUGCUUUGUACCAGAAGAAAGAUUUCAGUCGGGUUGUAUGCAUGCUGCGAAAUGGACAAGGAUGUAACACCGAGAGCUUUAAGAUGGCCAUGGUUCAAGCAAGGAAAAUGCAACAGUAUUGUGAACUAAAGGAUGAAUGCAGGAGGCAAACACUUCUCGAGCAUUUUGGAGAGAACUUUGACAGGCAGCGUUGUAAAAAUGGCCCCAGUCCCUGUGAUAACUGCCUGAAGACGUCCAGAUGAGUAUAGAAUGCAGAACUCAGGAGUAGGUGCAUCAUGAGAUGCAACAGGUUCGGAGCAAAUCCUCCUCUCUUCAACUCACAUUUCUUGUAAUAGAAAGAUAAGAAAAUUCAAAAGCCGGCGAACUUACUGAUUUUGGAGGGAAUUGCCUACGCUAUUCAGAUGGAUGGGCCACUGUAUUUGAGGCAACAUGUGCAUUGCAAGAGAGCCCCACUUGAGUCCUUGCGAAACCAAUCUCAUGUUCCUUCGUAUUUACUUGUUUCAUGGUUACAAGUUCAUACUCCCAUCCUAUUCCCAUUUUGGGUGGAGCAGAUCUACAGCUACUUUUACCCCAGUCACAAAGCAAUUUUGAUGGGAAGUAGACCCUAGAUGACAAAAUAUGGUAUCUUGAACAACGGUGCAGAUUACCUGCCACUGGAGGAAUGGCAUUGUGUUCGUGGAACAUGUGUUUGAUGAUCCGGACCAAGCAUACCGUGGGCUCAGUUGCUGAUGGCAUGUAACCAAGAUUUUCUGUGAUUAGAUGAUCUUAACCAUCUAAUAAAUGGGACUUUCCUUAA
This is a messenger RNA of Magnolia sinica, 2476 nucleotides long. RefSeq names its product ATP-dependent DNA helicase Q-like 1. Gene Ontology annotation, molecular function: four-way junction helicase activity; ATP binding; nucleic acid binding. The transcript has 10 exons. Lineage: Eukaryota; Viridiplantae; Streptophyta; Magnoliopsida; Magnoliales; Magnoliaceae. Gene Ontology annotation, biological process: double-strand break repair via homologous recombination. The record is from RefSeq and is a predicted model, not a curated record. Gene Ontology annotation, cellular component: chromosome; cytoplasm; nucleus. The coding region runs from base 54 to 1922 and encodes 622 amino acids.